Molecule: messenger RNA, 578 nt
Organism: Lingula anatina
Lineage: Eukaryota; Metazoa; Brachiopoda; Lingulata; Lingulida; Lingulidae
Product: scavenger receptor cysteine-rich domain-containing protein DMBT1-like
Cellular component (GO): membrane
Source: RefSeq, a predicted model, not a curated record
UCCCAGUGGCUCUGUUUCCUUUUCCGGCGCUCGUUUUGGUCAAGGCACUGGUCCCAUUCUUAUGGAUAACGUCGCCUGCUCCGGAAGUGAAACUUCUAUCCAAGAUUGCGGACACAGAGGUUGGGGGACACACAAUUGUGGUCACUCUGAGGAUGCUGGUGUCAGAUGUGUCAUUGCAGGGCCUGUUAUAAGAUUGGUGGGUGGUUCUCGUUCUGGCGAGGGAAGAGUUGAGGUGUUCUACAACGGUGAAUGGGGCACUGUCUGUGAUGACAGCUGGGAUAACAACGAUGCUCGUGUGGCCUGCAGAAUGCUUGGUUACAGCGACCGUAGCGCAACUGCAGUCGGUAGUGCUAAGUUUGGUCGAGGUUCUGGAUCCAUUCAUAUGGACGAAUUGGCUUGUACUGGCAGAGAGAGAUCCCUGAAAGACUGUCCCCACGGCGGAUGGGGAUCACACGACUGUACACAUUCGGAAGAUGCUGGAGUCAGGUGUUCGCCAUAAGAACAGAUCCUCAAAAGCAUAAUAAGGGUCCACCUGGACAAAAUAGCUACAUAUUUUUUUCCUAUUGCACUGACUGGAA